AUGCGCAAUCCAAUAGCAGUAAAGGCUUCGUCGCCCGAAGGUGAAGAUAUUCCUCGCGAGAUCUAUGGCUUCCGACCUUAUCUCCUUGCCAUCUCGGCAUCGUGGGCCUCUGCCAUGUACGGGUACGACAGCGCGUUCAUUGGAGGAACUCUCAGUCUACCCUCCUUCCAGCGAACGUAUGGCCUUGACACAGCAAGCGAUUCUGCCAAGGCAAAUCUGUCAUCAAACAUCGUUUCUACCUUCCAAGGUGGUGCAUUCUUCGGAUGCGCAUUAAGCUUCCUCGUCGCUGAACGUUUCGGACGUCGACCGACUUUAAUCCUUGCUGCUAUCAUAUUCUCCAUCGGCGCCGCCCUUCAGAUGAUCGGUCGACUCGACUGUCUGUAUGUCGGUCGAGCGCUUACAGGCUGGGGCGUUGGCUCAAGUGCAAUGAUCCUCCCAAUCUAUGUCUCUGAAUGCUCACCAGCCUUGAUCCGUGGACGACUUGUCGGAACAUUUGAGGUCAUGCUCCAAGCGGCACUGGUCUGUGGCUUCUGGGUUAAUUACGGUGUCAACAAGAACAUCAGCCCAGAGGGUAAUAUGCAAUGGCAUAUCCCCGUCGCGGUUCAGUUCGUGCCAGCCGGGUUAUUAGUCAUCUUCAUGAUUCCUAUGAUUGAGUCACCUCGAUGGUUGGUCUCCAAGGGUAAACUUCAAGACGCUAGGAAGAGUCUAAGUUGGGUUCGAAAUCUUCCCCAAGAUCAUGCCUACAUCGACCGCGAGAUGUCCAUGAUUGAGGUGGCGAUUGAACAUGACGUAUCCUCUACAGGACAGAGAGGAAACUGGCGACAGAUCUUCUCAGAGCUGUUCCAGCCUGGAGUUCGUGGUAGGAUAGUUUUGUCUUGUGGACUUGUCUCAUUCCAGAAUUUCACAGGAAUCAACGCCAUCAACUACUACUCGCCGACCAUCUUCAAGUCUAUCGGCUUCACGGGUACCUCAGUUGGCCUGCUCGCCACUGGCAUUUUCGGCAUCGUGAAGAUGGCUGCUACCAUGCUCUAUGCAGCAUUCCUGGUCGACAAGCUAGGACGAAGACCACUACUACUGAUAGGUGGUGUUGGCUCUGGCAUCGCAAUGUUCUACCUGGCUGGCUACUCUAAGGUGUCAGGCUCGUUUGAACAUAUCCCACCCAUGGAUGCUGGAGCAAAGACUGCCGUGGCGAUGGUAUACGUCUAUGCUUUGUUCUACGGUAUGAGUUGGAAUGGAAUCCCAUGGCUUUUCACGUCAGAAAUCAUCCCAAACAGAGUCCGUACUCUUGGAAUGGCGUUUUGCAUCUGUGUCCAAUGGGUGACGCAGUUCAUCGUGGUCUACAGCCUACCGCAUAUGGUCAUUGGUAUUACCUAUGGGACCUUCCUCUUCUUCGGUGCAUGCACUGUUUUCGCAAUCAUCUUUGCAUGGCUGUUCAUCCCCGAAACCAAGGGAGUUCAGCUGGAGGAUAUGGAUCUGCUUUUCGGACCUGAUGUGCCCAUCUUGGCGUCUCGGGCGAGGGACAACUAUUUGCAGGGAAUUGCUGCUCGGGCCUUGGACGAGCGAGAUGGGGGAAAGAUGAAGGCAACUGAGAUUGAGCAGGUUUGA
Messenger RNA from Fusarium oxysporum Fo47, 1605 nucleotides. RefSeq names its product general substrate transporter. Lineage: Eukaryota; Fungi; Ascomycota; Sordariomycetes; Hypocreales; Nectriaceae. Gene Ontology annotation, biological process: transmembrane transport; carbohydrate transport. Gene Ontology annotation, molecular function: carbohydrate:proton symporter activity. Bases 1 to 1605 code for a protein of 534 amino acids. The transcript has 4 exons. The record is from RefSeq and is a predicted model, not a curated record. Gene Ontology annotation, cellular component: membrane.